Molecule: messenger RNA, 5310 nt
Organism: Heterobilharzia americana
Lineage: Eukaryota; Metazoa; Platyhelminthes; Trematoda; Strigeidida; Schistosomatidae
Source: the annotation of a GenBank genome assembly
UUGUAAAUUAUAGAUGUGCAAAAUCUUGGGUAGUUUACAAAAAUGAAACCACAUUACUUGCUGCGUAGUUUCUUCAGAUUCUAAUAUUUACGUUAAAAAGUGUUUGUUAACGCCUAUUUGGCAUGCUUUUUUAGCAGGUGGCCCAAUCUUAGUUUUAUUGGUAUCAAACAAGGGUGAAGCCAAAGAUUCUCCUAGAUCAGGGACAGCUUAUGUGGUGCUUUACCAGCUUCAACUACACAAGCUCAAUAUAGGGUAACCCUCUCUAACUUUGCGGUGAUCCUACAUAGACUUUCGUAAAGCUGUUAUGGUGUUAUAAUCAAAUCAGUCUAAAAAUUCCAAACCUGUCUGUUUUUCUUGUCACAACCAGAGCUUAGAGGAAAAAGUCUGAAUCCUGUUUGCAGAUUAUGAAUUUCGCGAUCCAGUCCAUGAACCGCAUCUACUUGCGUCUGAGUUAUAAAUCCUAAAAUGAGGUUUCCAAUCCUAAACCGCUUUCUAGCCCUAAUUUUCAAUUCGUUUUACAGCUGCAAUAAUGCGUUUCAGUCAUAGCCUAAUUAGUGUUAUAAAGAAGUGUUUAAACUCGGUACUCAGUCGGAGGUUCAAACCGCUAAGUGAACACCAGUUUCCUUAUGGUUAUAGAAAUGCCGUGCCGAUGAGUUCUGACAAACACGCAACCUAAGUCUGGGGCUUCCUUACGAUUGACUGGUGCUAUCUAACGCCAACAUACAAUGUACAACUGUCGUAUCACCUAGGUUAGUCGCCACAUCGUGAACUUAGAAUUAGGUUAGUGCUCUACAGCUAUAUCAGUUAUCGACUGGUGACCAUUUUGUAUGGAAUUUUACAUUAUCUCGCCUUUAGUUAAAAGAACGAUUGGCUUAAUAAUAAUUCACAUAUGGUUUCAUUAAAGGCUUGAAAUAAAGUGUGGUUGGUACUACAAGGCGAGACGGUAUAGGCUAUUGAGAGUUUAAAGCAGUUUCUAAAACCGCUUCACUUCACGCCUGAGCAUUAACAUCUGGUAUAGUUAGGUGUUUAGUAGUUCACUUUCUAGAAUGUCUUUCGACUCAGUUUUCUGGAGAAGUGAUGUAAAGCUCCAGCAACCUUUUUAUGUAUACUACUCGGGGGAGAAACACGUACCAUUAAUUUUUGUGACUACAGCCUAAAUAAAAAAAGAACGGUAUAAAUUUGCAACUAGUCAAUUCGGUACGGUUUUAUAGAUUAAACUAUAAAACGAACAUGUGUGGAAGUUACUACUGUCUAGUUGUUCUAGCGAAAACAGGUGGAGCGGCACUUGAACGCCGCAUUAAUUGUUUAAAGUUUGACGGCCUAAAUAAACAAAUCGCAUCGUUGUGAGAGGUUGGAAGGCGAUAUGAUUGUUUCUACGUAUUCGUCUCUCAUAAGGUGAAUUUUUUCGGAGUAUUGAUUUAAAGUGUGACAGGUUGAGCUGUUGCGCGUCGGUGAUAAGUCCUGUGCUGUAAAUAUCCGCAUGAUCUUUUAUGUAUUGAGUUGAAUACGGUUGACAUUUAUUGUAACAACCUUGCAACAACCUCUCAUUCCCUUGCUUUCAGUACUCGGUGGAGUUAUACUACAGAAGCCUCUUAUGAAAGUGAUACAACCGGAAGUACCUGUAGAAGCAUAUGCCGAAUUUUAGAGCCAAAUGGUUUGUGUAUUCCAGCCAAACAAGGUAACCACAGCAACUAGCAUUAUUCUCAAGUACCACAAAUAUUUUUCGAAAACUUACUAUAAUUUAACAAAGCAAAAUAACUUUCAUCAAUUUUAUAGUGUGGUGUUUUCAGAACGUUUUAUUUCGUUGCAAAGUCACUUUACUACCUGUUAGUUGUUGUAGAGGUAACUAAAUCAUACAGUCUGAUGUCUGUAAGUUUCCUGGACUAAUUAAUCCGUCUACUGAUCAAAGAUUUUAGUCAGAGGGACACUAUAAAAACACACUUUUACACUUGGGGACCAUGUUGAAUGGUAGGUAUAAAUAAGCUAAGAAGUAUCAUAUAUACGCAUAGAGGUAUGGCUCGGUGGUUUAGGGAGAUGACUAUCAACCGUUGGGACACUGGUUCGAGCCCUGCCUCACCUACUGAAGUUUCGGUAGCGGGUAGUAUCACUAGCCCUCACACAAUAGAUGAUGUGGCUCAUUACCUGCUGCAUGGAUGUCCACAAGGUGACUGAGUGCGUUUCAUUUGUAUGUUUACGUAUCAGGUUAUAUUAACACAUAUUCUUACGGGUCCGAGCGGAAGUCUGUGAAAUAAAAAUACUGAAAACCAUGAAAAACUGGAACGGAACGAAACGAACGAAGACAAGAAUAGUGCAGUCAUACGGUAAUAAUAUUUCUGAAAUUCGCUUGGAGACAACUCGAGUGUCUCUGUAUCACUGCUACCAAUUUCGAUCCGUCACCUGAAUUCCGCAAGCAUCUAUUUUUUUUGUCUUUCUUCUGCUCUGUCGUAGUGGUCGGGCUUGCAUGUCACAGUGGCCAAACGCACUUUGUUAGCUAGAAAGAUUGUUUCUUGUUGCUAUAUAAUGCUAGAAAUGCCUACUGGGCAGUGGUAAGACAAGUAGUUACCAUUACAGUAUGAAUAGCUUAUGCUAUAGUGGGGGUCCAAGGGCGAAUUCGUACUGCUGGUUGGACGGGAGCGUGACAUCACUUAGGUAUUUCCUGUGGAUGACCAGAAGUUCAUGCUGAUGGGGAAGUGGUUUAGAAAAGAUCGGCCCCAAAAGUACUACAUUCCUUCCUGUCAUACAGUCUUCCGGCGCCAGUAAUAUGAGUUUCCUAGCUUGAUUGAAACCAAAGAAACUUAAACCCCAAACUUUUAAAAAGACUAUAUAUAAACGUUUCAAGCAGAUGCCCAGUCUUAUGGCGAUGUCUGUCACUGAAAGGCGUGCCUAGUAAGCACAUCACCUUAUUGAAAGCUCUCUACUCGAACACUUGUGGGCAUGUUAGAACCUAUGGUGAGUUGUCCAGGGAGCUCUGCUCAUCUAAUGGUGUCCGUCAAGGAUGCCCACUAUCUCCAUCCUUAUACAAUUUCGUCACAGAUAUCCUUAUGGAGGUCUCCCUCUCGUCGCCAGGUUACACAGACGUUGACCUAAUCACAGGUGAAUUUUCGUUAGACCUAGAAUAUACAGAUGGCAUAGUCCUGUUAGGUGAAGACGCUAACAAGACGCAUAGUCUUCUGGACACUGAGUGUCAAUUUGGGAAAGUUUGGGAUGCGGUUUUCACCACCCGAAUGCAAAUUGUCGCUCCAGAAUUAGUCUUCAACGGUGCCGCGGCUAAGAAUAGAGAGUGAAGUGGUUGAGUGUGUUAACCACUUCACUUACCUGGGAAGUAGGAUCAGCCCUGAUGGUUCAGUGGCUGAUGAGAUCUCUGCACGAAUACAAAAGGCUCGAUUGGCUUUCGCUAAUUUGCGCCACCUAUGGCGCCGCUGUGAUAUCCGUUGUCUACCAGGGGUCGCGUAUACUGCACAGCAGUCCGUUCUGUUCUACUGUAUGGCUGUGAAACGUGAACAUUGAAGGUGGAAGACAUGAGAAGGCUUCAAGUGCUUGACCACCGUUGCCUUUGUAGUAUAUGCUGCAUUGCGUGAUGUCACCACGUGAGUAAUGCGGAAGUCAGGAGUAGAGUUUUAGAGAGAAGAGGUAAGUCAGUUGACGAGGUUAUGAACCUUUAUCGACUGAGAUAGCUGGUUGGGACACGUACUACGUAUGCCUAGUCGCCAUCUGCCUUGUCACACAAUGUUGGCCGAAGUAGGUUCAGGCUGGAAACAUGCCCGAGGUGGCCAGACUAAAACAUGGCAUCAAUGUAUGAAGUCUCUGACUGUUCGUUUGAGCCAUAUCAGACGAUGCAAACUAGUCGGUUGGGGUCCACUGGAGGAGAGAAACCAGUGGUUGGAGACUCUAGAUGAUAUGGCUCAGAACCGAUGUGAGUGGCGCAGAUGUAUACAUACAUUAUCCUCAUCUUAACGCUAUAUCGAAUCUCACCACUUUCUCAUUCUUCGUUUUUCUCUCUUAGUACUUUAUAUUCUUUUGACUGAAUUUUCUUAUCUUCAUCCUGGACUUCACUGUCUUUUUACUUCAUGUGCUGGUAUGAGGUGUAGCAACUCGGACCGUUACGCAGUAAUGCCUGGUCCUAUGUUGAUGUUGACUUAUUGAUUGGUUGAGAUGCCUAUUUGGUUCUGUAGUGGUGUACUACUACUGCUCAUUCAUUUUCUUUCGAGUUCCAUAUAGAAGCAACUGCUUGCAGGAUUCCAAAAGUAUAUAUAACCCAACUAAUCAUAACCUGCAUUCAUUCCUUUUUUGGCUUCCUUGGCCUUGCAUUUUUGAUACCAACUGCUAUAGUUCUCUCUACCUUUCAUCCUGUGACCACCGCUGAUGAUGCAAGCGAGGCAAACACCAUCCACAGUUCUAAAACCACGCUUUUAAUUCUACAUUACAGCUUUCAAUGUCCAAGCAACAGCAACAAACAAUGUCCAAUUAACAUCCGUCCAAGUGCAUGGCUAUGGUGAGUCUCCUAGCUUGGUAAUCACCUUAACAAAGAAUGGACGGAAUUCGAUCAUCACUUAGGACUAGACAGCAUGAAGUUGGUAAUGCUUCAAUAACCAAUUAGUGUAACUAAUCCUGUUCUAAAAUAGGUCGACUGCUGCCCGAAAAACUCAGUGGUAGAGUAUCAUUGCAUCACCAGACUAAGUGGGUUCGAGUCCCUCCGAAAUCACCAGUUCCAUCAAGCUUUCAGACACACCUACCUGACGAGUGCUAACAAGCACAAAACCUAGUCCCCGGCCUUCCUGCUGGUUGCCUCCAUCCAACUGACUUUACGAGUUUCCGAAGAUUUACUAGCUAGCCCUCAUGAACUCUCUGGUACAGAUUUAGCAAGAAGCGCACUUCCCGACUGAAUACCUGUAAACAGCUAUUUGUGUCCUGUUCGACUGGAUGGAUCUAUAAGAACUAGGAAGAGUCGUGAGACUUAACUUUGCCGAUUCAUAACCUCCGCCUACACCCCCACCGACUGCAGUUCGGAUGAUGAAAAUGAAUUCUAUGAGAAACUGUCAAUUUUCCUACAAAAAACAAAUAAUGGGAGAUGAAUUUAACGCUCAAGCGGGGAAGCUGAGGCACUUGGAAAGACAGCUUGAGGGUUUUUACGGAAUCCUAUGCCAGCGAACCACUAACGAUGAUCGUCUGUUACAAUUUUGUUGCGAACCACGUUCUGCUCGAAAUUUCUGCUUUCUCUUACCUGGUAUAACUCCGAAAUCGUGGUCGAGAAUGGAGUUAGCACUAGCCUUCAUUUCUAACCACAUUCCUAGCCAGUGUUCCCUUCACUAA